Molecule: messenger RNA, 4885 nt
Organism: Trichechus manatus latirostris (Florida manatee)
Lineage: Eukaryota; Metazoa; Chordata; Mammalia; Sirenia; Trichechidae
Gene: BRD2
Product: bromodomain containing 2
Exons: 12
Coding region: 1887-4286 (799 amino acids)
Biological process (GO): chromatin remodeling; regulation of DNA-templated transcription
Cellular component (GO): nucleus; chromatin
Source: RefSeq, a predicted model, not a curated record
GGAGGACUCCGGACCCUGAGAGGGGGAUACGGGUCUGCCCUCGCGAUUGGGGGGCGGGGAGGGUGCGGAAGGUCUGAGAUCGCCGGGAGGGAGAGGGUGUUUGCCCCGGUUCGCCCCUCGCAGAGCUUUUUUCCGCCCUGAGCCAGACACCGGAAUGAAGUUUGGAGAGGUGGGUUUCGUUUUGUAUUGUGGAUGGGUGCAUUUGGAAUUUCUGCUCUUACUUUAGGGCUGCUUAGGUUGUGAAGAGGAGGCAGAUUUUUGUGUUACUAAAGGUAUGAGUUGGGGAGAGAUUGGAGAGGUGCUUGGGGUACACGGUUUUGGAAUCCAGUCUACGUUUGGUGGUCUUGUUAAGACGCCCUUGGGAGUACACAGAUAAGUUGAUUCUGAAGGGUGUUUUGCUUCUGUCUUUCGAUUGUUUGCUCUGUGAGAAAGGAUUUUAAGACACUCUGGCAAACUUCUAUUUUAGAUUAUGUAGGAUGGGAACGUGACAUUCGCUACAUUCGGGAGCCUUUAGCUGUUUGCCACAGGAGCAGGCCGCGGUUUCUAAGAUGGCGUCUUCUUCGUUUCAGAUUCAUCACUGCAGCGGCCACACUGCCGAGAACCACCACCCGCCAGGAGUCCUACGGCCACACCCCUAGUGGGCCGAGGCCGGCUCUGCCCGCCCACGCAGCCCCCUCCCGUCGCCCUACCCGCCUAGCCAACGGAGGAGCUACGAAUGGCACGACCUGCCGGAGCUUGGCAGUCGCCCGUCGCACCAGGCUUGGAAGCCUGGGAAGACAGUGUUGGGAAGGGAGGUGGGGAGAGGGUGCUGGAAGCUCUAGAGGGAUGGCUUCAGCACCCCUCCCAACCUCCCACUUUGCCUGGAGUCGCCGGACCGCAGCACAGCCAAUUAGCUCGGAGAUGUAGCUGACUGCCGCUUCCCUAUGGGUCUUUGCAGCCGACUUUCGCCUGGUGACUGACACCUCGGAAAUGAAGUUUAUGAUGUCAUCGUUUAGACCAACCAAUAGGAAAAGCUCCCGCGGAGAGACGUUCCUCCCCUUUCGAUUCGGCUUCUUCACGCGCGUGAGCGAGCGUGAACGCGCAGAGAGGGUGGGGGAAGUCUCGAGCACGGUGGCGCGCAUGAGCGGCGAAGCUCCUCCUACCCGCCUAUAUAUAAAGGGCUGGCGCGGAGCUCAGCGGCGCCAUUUCGCGCUGGAGUGGAGCAGCGUUUAGGACGAGCCGGAGGAUUCGGCCUGCUGAUACAGAGCCUUCGAGUCGUCUGGGGCGACCAUUACAAUCCACGUCCAUCCGCUUGGAAAUGGCCUUCGUCUCGGCCUAUGACCGGUCCCGGCGGACAGUACAGACCCCAUAGAAGCCCCCGAAGCUCCCCUUUUCCGGGCCCCGCCCAAUCCUCGGAGUCUGUCCGUCCCCUCUACUCCGCCCUCAAGAGGAUUUCAAAGAUGGAGGCGGCGGCUCCUUAAACCACUUUCCGUGUUCAUCCGCCUCCAUCCGAGGUCGAAACAAGACCUUGUCCUCCUCGGACACUCCCGGCAGGAAGAGGGAACCCCUGCAGAACAACAGCGGGCUAUACUGACGACGGUGUCUGGGAUUGGGGGCCGUCCUUGAUUUUGAAGAGUCCAUUCCCCCGCGUUCACCCGCCUCAGCUGAGGCAGCCGCCAUUUUCUCGCUGGCCGCCGCCUGUGGAGCUCACCGAGCUGCCGGGAGCUCUCUGAGGCCCCGCGCAGGAGACUGCUUUCGUACUAGCCCGGUGGGGGGGUUGUCGCCUGGAGGAUCAAGGGCGACGGCCCUCCCCCACUUCCCGGGUUAUGCUGGACCCGUCGGUGAGGGGAACCGAGGCCACCCGGACUUACCGCGGCUGAGGGCUGUGCCGGUUCCCUGCGGUCAAGAUGCUGCAAAACGUGACUCCCCACAACAAGCUCCCUGGGGAGGGGAAUGCAGGGUUACUGGGGCUGGGCCCAGAGGCAGCAGCUCCAGGGAAAAGGAUUCGAAAGCCCUCUUUGCUGUAUGAGGGAUUUGAGAGCCCCACAAUGGCUUCAGUGCCGGCUUUGCAACUGACCCCUGCCAACCCACCACCCCCCGAGGUGUCCAAUCCCAAAAAGCCAGGACGGGUCACCAACCAGCUGCAGUACCUACACAAGGUGGUAAUGAAGGCUUUGUGGAAACAUCAGUUUGCAUGGCCAUUCCGGCAGCCGGUGGAUGCCGUCAAACUGGGUCUGCCGGAUUAUCACAAAAUUAUAAAACAGCCUAUGGAUAUGGGUACUAUUAAAAGGAGACUUGAAAACAACUAUUAUUGGGCUGCCUCGGAGUGUAUGCAGGAUUUUAAUACCAUGUUCACCAACUGUUAUAUCUACAACAAACCCACUGAUGAUAUUGUCCUUAUGGCACAGACGCUGGAAAAGAUCUUUCUACAGAAAGUGGCAUCAAUGCCACAAGACGAGCAAGAGCUUGUAGUGACCAUCCCUAAGAACAGCCACAAAAAGGGAGCCAAGUUGGCAGCAUUCCAGGGUAGUAUUACCAGUGCCCAUCAGGUGCCUGCUGUCUCUUCUGUGUCACACACAGCUCUGUAUACUCCACCACCUGAGAUACCUACCACUGUCCUCAACAUUCCCCACCCGUCAGUGAUUUCCUCUCCCCUUCUCAAGUCUCUGCACUCCGCUGGACCUCCGCUCCUUGCUGUCUCUGCAGCUCCGCCGGCUCAGCCCCUUGCCAAGAAGAAAGGGGUAAAGAGGAAAGCAGAUACUACCACACCUACACCUACAGCCAUCCUGGCUCCUGGUUCCCCAUCUAGCCCUCCUGGGGCUCUUGAGCCUAAGGCAGCACGGCUUCCACCUGUGCGGAGAGAGAGUGGCCGCCCCAUCAAGCCGCCCAGGAAAGACUUGCCCGACUCUCAGCAACAACACCAGAGCUCCAAGAAAGGAAAGCUAUCAGAACAGUUAAAACAUUGCAAUGGCAUUUUGAAGGAGCUACUUUCCAAGAAGCAUGCUGCCUAUGCCUGGCCUUUCUAUAAACCAGUGGACGCUUCUGCUCUUGGCCUGCAUGAUUACCAUGACAUUAUUAAGCACCCCAUGGACCUCAGCACUGUCAAGCGGAAGAUGGAGAAUCGUGAUUACCGGGACGCACAGGAGUUUGCUGCUGAUGUGCGGCUUAUGUUCUCCAACUGCUAUAAGUACAAUCCCCCAGACCACGAUGUUGUGGCCAUGGCACGAAAGCUACAGGAUGUGUUUGAGUUCCGUUAUGCCAAGAUGCCAGAUGAACCCCUGGAACCAGGGCCUUUACCAGUCUCUACAGCCUUGCCCCCUGGUCUGGCCAAAUCAUCUUCUGAGUCCUCCAGUGAGGAAAGUAGCAGUGAGAGCUCCUCGGAGGAAGAGGAGGAGGAAGAGGAGGAUGAGGAAGAAGAAGAGAGUGAAAGCUCUGACUCAGAGGAAGAAAGGGCUCAUCGCUUGGCAGAACUACAGGAACAGCUUCGGGCAGUGCAUGAACAACUGGCAGCCUUGUCCCAAGGCCCAAUAUCCAAGCCCAAGCGGAAGAGAGAGAAAAAGGAAAAAAAGAAAAAAAGGAAGUCAGAGAAGCAUCGAGGCCGAGCUGGGGUUGAUGAAGAUGACAAGGGGCCCCGGGCAUCCCGCCCACCUCAGCUCAAGAAGUCCAAGAAAGCAAGUGGGAGUAGCAGUGGUGCUGCACUAGGACCUCCUGGCUUUGGGCCUUCUGGUGGAAGUGGUACCAAACUCCCCAAAAAGGCCACAAAGACAGCCCCGCCUGCCCUACCUGUGGGCUACGAUUCAGAAGAGGAGGAAGAAAGCAGGCCCAUGAGUUAUGAUGAGAAGAGGCAGUUGAGCCUGGACAUCAAUAAAUUACCUGGGGAGAAGCUGGGCCGAGUAGUACACAUAAUCCAAGCCAGGGAACCCUCUUUACGUGAUUCAAACCCAGAAGAGAUUGAAAUUGACUUUGAAACACUCAAGCCAUCCACACUUAGAGAGCUUGAGCGCUACGUCCUUUCCUGCCUACGAAAGAAACCCCGGAAGCCCUACACCAUUAAGAAACCUGUGGGAAAGACGAAGGAAGAACUGGCUUUGGAGAAGAAGCGAGAACUAGAAAAGCGGUUACAAGAUGUUAGUGGGCAGCUCAAUUCCACCAAAAAGCCUCCUAAGAAAACGAGUGAGAAAACAGAGUCUUCAGCCACACAGCAAGUAGCGGUGUCACGCCUCAGCGCUUCCAGCUCCAGCUCAGAUUCCAGCUCCUCCUCUUCAUCUUCCUCUUCUUCAGACACCAGUGAUUCAGACUCAGGCUAAAGGGCCAGGCCAGAUGGGGCAGGAGGCUCCGCAGGACCGGACCGCUAGACCACCCUGCCCCACCCCUCCCCCGUUGCUGUGAUAUUUCCUCAUCUCACCCCCCACUGUAGGAGAGCUGGCUCUGCAGGGGGGAGGGAUGCAGGGACACUUAUGAAGGAGGGACAUGGACAAAAGAUUGAGUUCCCAGCCGCAGUGGGAGUGACCUCUUGGGCAUAGGGCCCCCAUUUGAAAUGGGUACAGGGUGGGAGUGGGCAGAGGCCCUAAUAAGGGGUUACCUGAGGCCAUAGCUGCCCUGUUCACUUGUAAGGGGCCUGUACUGAGGUUGGUUGGUCUAAUUUAUUUUAAGCUAGGUAAGGCUGGGGGGUGGGGCUGUAGUCCCCUCAGCCACCAUAGGGAGGGAAGAAAGGGGAGCUUUUUUUUUUUUUUUUUUUUUUUACGUUGACCCUGUUUUUUUUUCCUUUCUACUCUGUUUUCCCUUUUUCCUUAUCUUCCACAUUUGGGACCCCUGAGGGUUUCAGUCAUCUCCCCAUUUGGUCACCUGGACUGUCUUUUUCCUUGUCUGUUGAUUCUAACUUGUAAAUAAAGAAAAUAUUAUUCAA